Camelus dromedarius (Arabian camel) is the source of this 3187-nucleotide messenger RNA. It is a transcript of the gene DUSP7, whose product is annotated as dual specificity phosphatase 7. The coding region runs from base 157 to 1416 and encodes 419 amino acids. Gene Ontology annotation, molecular function: MAP kinase tyrosine/serine/threonine phosphatase activity; protein tyrosine/threonine phosphatase activity; MAP kinase tyrosine phosphatase activity. The record is from RefSeq and is a predicted model, not a curated record. Lineage: Eukaryota; Metazoa; Chordata; Mammalia; Artiodactyla; Camelidae. Gene Ontology annotation, biological process: negative regulation of MAPK cascade; protein dephosphorylation. The transcript has 3 exons. Gene Ontology annotation, cellular component: cytosol; cytoplasm.
CGGAGGGCCGGGCGGGACGGAGGCCGGGAGGCCGGGGUGGCCGGCGUGCAGCUCGGCGGGAGGCGGGCGCCCGGAGACGCCGCUGGGGCCCGCGCGGCCGGGGCGCGUCCCAGGGCAGGGCUGCCCGGCCCCGGCCCCGGGCCGCCCGCGCUCCCCAUGAAAAACCAGCUCCGCGGCCCCCCAGCGCGGGCGCACAUGUCGGCCUCGGGGGCGUCGGCGGCUGGGGACACCGGGGCGGGGUCCGAGCCCGGUGCGGGGUCCGGGUCCGGCGCGAACACCGGGGCAGGCGCGGCGACGGGUGCGGGGGCCAUGCCAUGCAAGAGCGCCGAGUGGCUGCAGGAGGAGCUGGAGGCGCGCGGCGGCGCGUCCUUGCUGUUGCUCGACUGCCGGCCGCACGAGCUCUUCGAGUCUUCGCACAUCGAGACGGCCAUCAACCUGGCCAUCCCGGGCCUCAUGCUGCGCCGCCUGCGCAAGGGCAACCUGCCCAUCCGCUCCAUCAUCCCCAACCACGCCGACAAGGAGCGCUUCGCUACGCGCUGCAAGGCGGCCACCGUGCUGCUCUACGACGAGGCCACCGCUGAGUGGCAGCCAGAGCCCGGCGCUCCAGCCUCGGUGCUUGGCCUUCUCCUGCAAAAGCUGCGCGACGACGGCUGCCAGGCCUACUACCUCCAAGGUGGUUUCAACAAGUUCCAGACAGAGUACUCAGAGCACUGCGAGACCAAUGUGGAUAGCUCGUCCUCGCCAAGCGGCUCGCCGCCCACCUCGGUGCUGGGCCUGGGGGGCCUCCGCAUCAGCUCUGACUGCUCCGAUGGUGAGUCGGACCGAGAGCUGCCCAGCAGUGCCACCGAGUCGGACGGCAGCCCUGUGCCAUCCAGCCAACCGACCUUCCCCGUCCAGAUCCUGCCCUACCUCUACCUCGGCUGCGCCAAGGACUCCACCAACCUGGAUGUGCUCGGCAAGUACGGCAUCAAGUAUAUCCUCAAUGUCACGCCCAACCUGCCCAACGCCUUCGAGCACGGGGGCGAGUUCACCUACAAGCAGAUCCCCAUCUCUGACCACUGGAGCCAGAACCUCUCCCAGUUCUUCCCUGAGGCCAUCAGCUUCAUUGAUGAGGCCCGCUCCAAGAAGUGUGGGGUCCUGGUGCACUGCCUGGCCGGCAUCAGCCGCUCGGUGACCGUCACGGUGGCCUACCUGAUGCAGAAGAUGAACCUGUCACUCAACGACGCCUACGACUUUGUCAAGAGGAAAAAGUCCAACAUCUCACCCAACUUCAACUUUAUGGGGCAGCUGCUGGACUUCGAGCGGACGCUGGGGCUGAGCAGCCCGUGUGACAACCACACCCCCAGCGAGCAGCUCUACUUCUCCACGCCCACCAACCACAACCUGUUCCCGCUCAACACGCUCGAGUCCACGUGAGGCCGGGGCCCGGGGGCUGGUCCCUCCCCGGUCCUCCCUGGGGCCAGCUGGGAGGGCCCACACCCGCUGCCUCUGGCCUGAGGAACCUGGACAUCGCCUGUGCCCAGAGGCCCGGGCUGACUGGCGGCCGAGCUUCCCGCGCCAUCUCAGGGCUGGCGCAGCCCCCAGCAAGGCCUCCCCCGGCAGGACUUUUUGGCGGGGCCCUCUGCGCUCAGACCCGUGGCUUGGUGAGUCCCGCGGGGGCCCCCUCCUUGUCCCAGGACACUCUUUUCUGCUGAUGGCCCAGCCAGUUUGGCUAGUUUUUUUAAAGACACAUCCAUGGACCUGAGUUUACUUUUUACUUUUGGCAGGUAAAUCCGAGCUCCCUGGAGCACAGAGUGUUCAUGCUCUUCUUGAUUUUUCUUUUUUUAAUGAAAAGUGUUAUUUUCAGGCUACAUGCAACAGUGGAUUGUAUAAACCAGUAUUUCAUCCCUUUCUUGAUCCUGCGAGAGAGAGAAAUGUUCUCAGUUUUGUUUUUCUAUUUCAAAAAGCAGUUUUUGGGUUUUUGUUUUUAAUGGAGAAGACAAACCCCACGUUGAUCUUGACCAAAUGCGUUUUGCACAUGUGUGAAGCCUCCAUUUCUGCAGCAGCCCUUCUUAAAAGGGGUGGCUUGCUGCUCUCCCGGCAUCGGGACCCCCAGCCCUGCCCAGACCUCCCACCUCUGCCCAACCCGACUUGGCACUGCAUUUACCUAUGAUGACUGCCAUGGGUUGUGAGUCAGGGGCUGGACAGGCGGCCUUGGUGUUCUCUGCCCUCCCAGCUGCCCUUCUGGUGGUCCCUGCAGACUGCCUGAGGCAGGAGAUAGAGGCCCUGUCGCUGUCCUGCUGGACGUGGGGCCACGUGGGACUGCCAAACAGUAGCAUUAGCCCUUUGGGCUCAGCCCUGGGUUGGGGGGGCUGGGCCCCAGGCCCUUUUCUAUAUGUACUCACUACUUCUGUCUGUCUCUCUCUCUCUGUUUGUAGCUGAGAGUAGAGGCCCAGGGACCGGGGAAGCUUUUUGGUGGUGCGGCCCAGCCCCACCUCCCAAGUUUCUUCCCAUACCCUGGCCUUCGCUCUGGUUCAGCUGCCACCCCCAGCCCCCUUGUCCCGUGGAAGCCUGCCCUGCGCUCAUCUCACCCAUGCCUUCCAUUAAGAAACUCGCACCCAUUUCAAUCCCAGCACAGGGAGGCAGCAAGGAUAGACUAGGAAAGAAAGGGGUGUGAGGCUCUGUCCAUCCCCCACCCUGCCCCUGUAUCCACAGAACAAAGCCACGGAUUCCGUUAUCCUCCUCCAGUUCUGUUCCUUCUCCAAGCUCAGUUCUCCCAGGUGUCAGGACUGCAUGGGGUCCCCGGGAGGGGUGAGCAGUCGAGCCGGGGUCCCUGAGCGAGCCCACCCUCAGCAUGAGAGCGAGGCCACGGAAACUCCGCCCCCACUGCAUCUUACCUCACGGGGGUGGUUUUCAGGGAUUCUUUAAGGCAGCAGAUUAAAAUCUUGCCACAGUUGAGAAAUUGACAAAAAGCUUCCAUGCUGUACAUGGUUCUCUUCCUCUCUUUUUUACCUUUAAAAAGAAAAACCCAGAAAGAUGCAUCAGAUUUGUGUAAAUGAGGGUAUGCCAAGAGGGUGGCCAGUUUUGCUUUAUGAUCUUAUGAAGGAAAAUUUGUGACCCUACAUAUAUACACACAUACAUAUAUAUAUCCCGAACCAGCAACGGGACUUUGUUUAUAUUGCAAAUAAAUAUUAUUUUUUCUUUAAAA